GAGCUGAAAAUGAAAAUCAGGUGGCGUCAAAAAGUCAGGUGCGGCUGGCCUGGCGGUGAUUCUCAGUGAAACUGAAACCAACCAACCAACCACUCAACAGUUCCUCUCUCUCUCUCUCUCUCUCGCGUCCGAUCAAACAUCCAUUUGCAGACGCGACGACGAGAGGAGAGCGAGAGCAAUCUCGGUCUCUGCCGCAUAAUCUCCCGGCGCGGCGUGCGCGGUUCGGCUUCGGAGGCGAGCAGAUGAGAGCGAAGGCGACUCGGGUCCGCUCCCUCGCCUCGGUUCUGCUGCUGCUGGCGAUCAUCAUCGCCGCGGGCGCGUCGACGGGGGAGGAGGAGGAGAUACGGUCGAAGCAGAGGCAGAGGCUCUCCGGGAUCAUCAUACCGGGGUUCGCCUCCGCUCAGCUUCGGGCUUGGUCCAUCCUCGACUGCCCUUACUCGCCGCUCGAUUUCAACCCUCUCGACUUGGUCUGGCUCGACACCACCAAGCUUCUUUCUGCUGUAAACUGUUGGCUUAAAUGCAUGCUUCUAGACCCUUAUAAUCAAACAGAUCAUCCUGAAUGUAAAUCACGCCCAGAUGGUGGUCUUUCUGCAAUUACAGAACUUGAUCCUGGUUAUAUUACAGUUUUUUUUUCUAUAGGUCCUCUUUCUUCAGUAUGGAAGGACUGGGUAAAGUGGUGCAUUGAAUUUGGUGUUGAGGCAAAUGCUAUCAUUGCUGUUCCAUAUGAUUGGAGAUUGUCACCAUCAAUGCUUGAGGAGAGAGAUCUCUACUUUCACAAGCUGAAGCUGACAUUUGAGACUGCACUAAAACUUCGUGGAGGGCCCUCAUUAGUGUUCGCACAUUCCUUGGGUAAUAAUGUUUUCCGCUACUUCCUGGAAUGGUUAAAGCUAGAAAUUGCUCCAAAACAGUAUCUUAAGUGGCUUGAUGAACACAUACAUGCCUAUUUCGCUGUCGCGGCUCCGCUUCUUGGUUCAACUCAGACUAUUGAGGCGUCACUUUCUGGAUUUACAUUUGGUCUUCCUAUUUCUGAGGGGACGGCGAGAUUGUUGUUCAAUUCAUUUUCUUCUUCCCUAUGGAUGAUGCCAUUUUCAAAGUAUUGUCAGACGGAUAAGGCAUACUGGAAGCAUUUUUCUUUGGGAAACAGCAGAGGUCAUCAUGCAUAUCAAUGUGACGAACAAGAAUAUCGAUCAAACUAUUCUGGAUGGCCGACAAAUAUAAUAAACAUUGAAAUUCCCUCUAUCCGUGGAGUUGACGCCUACCCAUCAGUUUCGGACAUUGCCGAUGUCAAUUUGUCAAAUAUGGAAUGUGGCCUUCCUACUCAGCUAUCCUUUUCAGCCAGGGAAAUAUCAGAUGGGACCUUCUUCAAAGCAAUUGAGGAUUAUGACCCAGAUAGCAAGAGACUUUUGCACCAAUUACAAAAGUCAUAUCAUGGAGAUCCUGUUUUAAAUCCACUUACACCUUGGGAGAGGCCGCCUAUAAAGAACGUCUUUUGUAUCUACGGGAUAGAUUCCAAGACUGAGGUUGGUUACUAUUUUGCCCCAAGUGGGAAACCUUACCCUGAUAACUGGAUCAUCACCGAUGUCAUUUAUGAAUUUGAAGGAUCUCUGCUAUCGAGAUCAGGGAAUGUGGUCGAGGGGAAUCCAGGAGCUACAAGCGGUGAUGAGACAGUAUCGUACCAUUCUCUCUCUUGGUGCAAGAAUUGGCUUGGUCACAGAAUAAACAUUACAAGAGCACCUCAGUCUGAGCAUGAUGGUUCAGAUGUACAAGUGGAAUUGAAUGUGGAGCAUCCCUAUGAUGAAGAUAUUUUUCCAAACAUGACAAGAUCUCCUAGGGUUAAAUACAUAACCUAUUAUGAAGAUGCUGAAAGCAUUCCAGGAAGGACAACGGCAGUUUGGGAGCUUGAUAAAGCAAACCACAGGAAUAUUGUGAGGUCCCCAGUAUUAAUGAGGGAAGUGUGGCUUCAGAUGUGGCACAAUAUCCAUCCUGAAGCAAAAACAAAAUUCGUUACGAAGGCUAAGCGUGGACCUCUAAGGGACAAUGACUGUUUCUGGGACUAUGGGAAAGCUCGGUGUGCAUGGCCUGAGUAUUGCGAAUACAGGUAUGUUUUUGGAGACGUUCAUCUUGGGCAGAGCUGUAGACUAAAGAAUUCUUCCUCCGAUCUUCUAUUGCAUUAUGUGUAGAUAAGAGGAAAUCAUUCCAGCUUUAUGGACUUCAAAUUAGCUUCUUCUGUUCCCUGUCCCGUUGUGUGAGCUCGGUUGCUGUUGUCUUAGUAAUGUUUUAUAUCCUCAGGUUUUUGUCAGUUGAUAUACUCCGCCAGCUCAUGCCGUUGGUAUGCUCUGGAUAGAUUCUUUCUAAUUACUGCUAAAGAAGACUUCUUUCAUAUGCUGCACGAGGAGGACCGCAUUUGCAACUUGGAUUUGAUCCAUUAGUUCAUUCCGAGUAAUCCCUAGAUUUUUACUCUUCAGCAAUAAUUCUUGUAUACCGUACUAUUGUUUUAGAAAACAGUGGCACUCGGCAGUGCGCCAAUGUACCUUACAACAGGGUCUAGGUAUAGGCAUUGAACCACAAUUAGCAUAGCUGCAUCAGCCCCAAGUGAGAAGGCGUGGGAAGAUCUCUACAACCCUGAGCUAGCUUUAAAUGUUUCCUUGUACCCGAAUUGGUCAAUGUUCGUCGGUCCAGCUUUUUGUAUGAAUAAAAGGGAGAUGUUCCCAAGUUUUCCCUCUCAGUUUUAGCUGUUACUUUGCUU
Rhodamnia argentea is the source of this 2746-nucleotide messenger RNA. RefSeq names its product phospholipid--sterol O-acyltransferase. The transcript has 16 exons. NCBI's taxonomy places the organism in Eukaryota, Viridiplantae, Streptophyta, Magnoliopsida, Myrtales, Myrtaceae. Gene Ontology annotation, cellular component: cytoplasm. Bases 243 to 2180 code for a protein of 645 amino acids. Gene Ontology annotation, biological process: lipid metabolic process. The record is from RefSeq and is a predicted model, not a curated record.